Molecule: messenger RNA, 126 nt
Organism: Racocetra persica
Lineage: Eukaryota; Fungi; Glomeromycota; Glomeromycetes; Diversisporales; Gigasporaceae
Source: the annotation of a GenBank genome assembly
AUGACCCAACAACUUCAGAUGAACAGCGACUCUUCAACUACAUACAACCAGCAACCACAAGCUUUAAGUGGCCUUGCACUUCCAACAACAAAGGCAUUUCAACAAGAAAUUAAAAGGUGUGACAAG